Chrysochloris asiatica (Cape golden mole) is the source of this 1398-nucleotide messenger RNA. RefSeq names its product cerebellar degeneration-related protein 2-like (gene CDR2L). The transcript has 5 exons. NCBI's taxonomy places the organism in Eukaryota, Metazoa, Chordata, Mammalia, Afrosoricida, Chrysochloridae. The coding region runs from base 1 to 1398 and encodes 465 amino acids. The record is from RefSeq and is a predicted model, not a curated record.
AUGCGGAGAUCCCCCGGCAUGGAGGACUUUGCCGCGGAAGAAGAGGAGCCCUGGUACGACCAGCAGGACCUAGAGCGGGACUUGCACCUGGCAGCAGAGCUGGGGAAGACGCUGCUGGAGAGGAACAAGGAGCUGGAGGAGUCUUUGCAGCAGAUGUACUCCACCAAUGAGGAGCAAGUGCAAGAGAUUGAGUACCUGACCAAGCAGCUGGACACACUGCGGCACGUGAAUGACCAGCACGCCAAGGUAUAUGAGCAGCUGGACCUGACUGCCCGUGACUUGGAGCUGACUAACCAGAAACUGGUGCUGGAGAGCAAGACUGCGCAGCAGAAGAUUCAUGGGCUGACGGAGACCAUUGAGCGCCUGCAGGCCCAAGUGGAGGAGCUCCAGGCACAGCUGGAACAGCUGCGGGGCCUGGAGCAGCUGAGAGUCCGCCGGGAGAAGCGGGAACGCAGGCGCACCAUCCACACCUUCCCCUGCCUCAAGGAGCUGUGCACCAGCCCCCGGUGCGAGGAUGCCUUCCGCCUACACAGUUCCUCCCUGGAGCUGGGCCCGAGGCCGCUGGAGCAGGAGAAUGAGCGGCUGCAGACCCUGGUGGGGGCACUACGUUCUCAAGUGAGCCAGGAGCGGCAGCGCAAGGAGCGCGCAGAGCGGGAGUACACAGCGGUACUGCAGGAAUACUCCGAGCUCGAGCUGCGCCUAGGUCAGCUGGAGGGCUGCCGCCUGCGUGUGCAGGAGCUGGAAGCUGAGCUCCUAGAGCUGCAGCAGAUGAAACAGGUGAAAACCUACCUGCUGGGCCGGGAGGACCACCUAGCCGAGGCCCUGCUUGAGCCGCUCACCCAUGCCCCCGAGGCGGAUGACCCUCAGCCGGGUAUCAGCAGCAACUUAGGUACCCAGGACGGCAUCUCCUCUCCGGCCACCUCCCCAGGCCAUGCGGUGCGCAAGAGUUGCAGUGACACGGCGCUCAACGUCAUCGUGGCCAAAGACCCAGCCAGCCGGCACGCGGGCAACCUGACGCUGCACGCUAAUAGCGUACGCAAGCGGGGUAUGUCCAUCCUGCGGGAGGUAGAUGAGCAGUACCACGCGCUGCUGGAGAAGUAUGAGGAAUUGCUGAACAAGUGCCGGCAGCAUGGGGCGGGCGUGCGGCACGCAGGCGUGCAGACCUCUAGGCCUAUCUCCCGGGACAGCUCUUGGAGGGACCUGCGAGGGGGCGAGGAGGGCCCGGGCGAGGUCAAGGCUGGAGACAAGAGCCUUAGCCAGCAUGUGGAGGCUGUGGACAAGCGGCUGGAGCAGAGCCAGCCCGAGUACAAGGCGCUCUUCAAAGAGAUCUUCUCCAGGAUCCAGAAGACCAAGGCCGACAUCAACGCCACCAAAGUCAAGACCCACAGCAGCAAGUGA